Molecule: messenger RNA, 1659 nt
Organism: Hevea brasiliensis (rubber tree)
Lineage: Eukaryota; Viridiplantae; Streptophyta; Magnoliopsida; Malpighiales; Euphorbiaceae
Product: pentatricopeptide repeat-containing protein At4g35850, mitochondrial
Exons: 13
Coding region: 140-1477 (445 amino acids)
Cellular component (GO): mitochondrion
Molecular function (GO): protein binding
Source: RefSeq, a predicted model, not a curated record
UAACCCAAGGCCUAAGGCCCGUUAACGGUGUGCUUCGUACAAUUUGCAAAAAUAAUUUGUAGAGGCUGAAAGGGUUUUCUGAUUUCAGAGAAACUCUGCACUAAACCCUACUGUCUACUGUUUACUCCACCCUCAAACAAUGAAACUCCUAAUUCAAUCAAUUUUUGGUCACCGGCGACCACUGCUUCGAGGGUUGGGUCGCCGUUACUUCGCUGUGUCCACCGAAGAGUAUGCCAAGCGUAAUUACGCUAAUAAUGUCUCAGAAUACAAUACUGUUGUUGGCUCUCUCACUGCUCAACGCAAGUAUUUUCUAUUGAGGGAUGUGUACGAUGAUAUGAUGCUUGACGGAGUGCAGCCUUCUCGAGAUACAUUCCAUUCCUUGAUCGUGGGGACCAUGAAAGGCGCUCGCUUGCAAGACACAUUUUUCUUCAGAGACCAAAUGAAAGCUAUGGGUUUGGUUCCUGAUGUAACUUUAUAUGACUUUUUGAUCUCAACCUGUGGGAAAUGCAAGAAUUCUGACCAGGCAGUGCUGAUUUUGGAAGAAAUGAAGAAAUAUGAAGUGAAGCCAAAUGGACAAACCUAUGUCUGCCUACUUAAUGCAUGUGCAGCAGCUGGUCGAUUAGAUCGAGUCUAUGCAAUUGUUCGGGAUAUGACUGCGGCUGGUGCUGGCUUGAACAAGUUUUGCUAUGCAGGACUGAUCACUGCACAUAUUAACAAGACUCCAGUAUCAGAUGAUACACCCACCAAAAUAAUUGAGUUUGUUGAGCGGUCAAAGGGAUGGUCCUCUGUUGACAAAGCAAUUUACAAUGCUGAAAAUUUGAUGAUGGGUGUUUCUGAAGAGGAAUUAUACAAUUUACCAACUGCUGAUUAUGUUCGUAGGCGUGGAGGAUUUUUGAAUAGACAGCUAACUGUUUAUCAUGUUGCACUUCAUGCUUGUGCAGAACUUAGGAAUGUUGAGGCGAUGGAAACACUUUUAGAAAUGCUCAGGAAGGAUGGAAAGUCUCCUGACGUGUUCAUUGUGAUGCAAACGAUGAGGUGCUAUCUACAUUCCGGAGAAAUUGAUAGUGGUCUUAAAACUUUUGAAGAAUACAUGAAUUCUGGGAAGCCUCCUAUGAUAGAGCUAUACAUAACACUUGUAGAAGGAGCCAUGGUAGGGUAUACUCCCAAGGGAAUGCAACUUGCUCAAGACACACUGGUAAAUAUGAAUUCCAGAAACUUUUUCUUGAGUCCAAAACAAGGAAGCGAUCUCCUCCUUGUAGCAGCUGGUGAAAAGGGUGGUGGAUAUACAACUGCUAACUUUAUAUGGGACCUGAUGCAAGGUCGUAAAAUAACCCCUUCAUUUCCAGCUGUGGAAGCAUACUACAAAGGACUAAAAGAACGCGAGAUACCUGAAGACGAUCCACGACUGUUAAUAGUUUCUCGUACCUAUGACAACACACGUCCGAGAUAUGGAGGUCCAGUUGCAGCAAGGCAAUGAUUGUUAGGAAAUGGGAAUUUGAUACAGAACAUAUUUUGUUGUAUCAAAGAAAGAUGCUUGAAGUUAAAAUACGACUUCAAAAGAGAUUGGGAUCUCAUUGUGUCUUGAAAUUUUGAUGUUACUUAGUCGAAUGGUUGAUGCUAUUCCAUUAAUUAAAUAACCGAAUCUUUUCCUGCCCUCAA